GUUUUUGACACCCUCAUACUCUCCAUCAUCUUAGCUAACUACUCUUAACUUAUCUCUCUCUCUCUCUCUUCCCCCCUUAAACCAUUUCACAUUAAUUCUCUCCUUCUAUAUAUCCCUUUCAUAUUCCUCACUUUCUCUCCUUCCCCCUUCUUUUUAUAUAUCAACUUCUUUUCUUUCUUUCUUUCUUUCUUUUUUUUUUUAUCAUGCAUUCUUUUAAGUAGACAAUUUCAAGCUUAGGAACACUUGUGUGCUACAUCAUCAAAUCAACCAUAUAUUAAUUUAUUUGUAUAUAUAUUCAUUAUCUUCAUUUUAUAUACAAGAGGAUUUAUCACCAUGUUGCAAGAUGUUAUCCACCCUCCAUCACAUGAUCAUGACCAACUAUCCAUUGAUGAAAUUUCAAGUCCAAUUAGUGCACAAAUAUUUGAACUUUGUGACCCUGAAUUUUUUCAAGAGUCUCUACAAAAUUCUGAUGUUACUUCUACCUCAAAUUGUUGUCAUGAUCAAGAUAACAACAACAAUAACAAUUCUUCAUCAUAUGCUAUAAACAUAUCUCAAGCUUUAGAUUUAGAAGACCAUAACAUCAAUAACAAUAGCAAUAGCAACAAUAGUAACAAUAGUAACAAUAACACAAAUAGUAGCAAUAACAAUAACCUUUCAAUUAUCUUUGAUUCUCAACAAGAAAUUGACAAUGACAUAUCAGCCUCAAUAGAUUUCUCAUCAUCACCAUCUUUUCUUGUUCCACCACUUCUUCAUCAAGAACAACAGCAACAAUUUGAUUUCUCUUCAUCAAAUCCUCAUCAGCUUCAACAACUAACAACGUGUUCAGUUUUGAAUCCUAUAGCUGCAUCGGCGCCUCUUAUCGGUGUUCCGUUCGCUUCGGUUUUUGAAGAUGAUUGCAUAUCUUCAAUCCCUUCUUAUGUUCCUAUUAACCCUUCUUCUGUUUCUUCUUCUUCACCUUCUUCUUGUUCUUAUCUUAGUUCUGGAUUAGGUGUGUACAUGCCUCAUCAUCAUGGUAACCUUAGUUCUGCUUUGUCUGCUGAUAGUUCUAGCUUGUUUGGUGGAACCAUUCUGUUAGGUUCUGAUAUUCAGACUCAAGAGUUGGAUUAUCAAGGUGAAAAUGGUGGAAUGUAUUGUACAGAUUCUGUUCANNAGGUUUUUAAUCCUCAAGACUUUCAGGCACUUGGUAGUGAAAGUCACAAUUUGGUAACUGGAGCUGGGAAUUCUGCCAAUUUGGCACCAGAAAUCUCACACUUGGAGGACUCUACCUUAAAGGUUGGAAAACUCUCUGUUGAGCAAAGGAAAGAGAAGAUUCAUAGAUACAUGAAGAAGCGAAAUGAAAGAAAUUUCAGCAAAAAAAUUAAGUAUGCUUGUCGAAAAACUUUAGCGGAUAGCCGACCGCGAGUUAGAGGAAGAUUUGCAAAGAAUGAUGAUUUUGGUGAGACUCAUAGACCAACUUGUAGCAACCAUGAAGAUGAUGAUGAAAUAGCUGUGAAAGAAGAAGAUGAUAUGGUUGAUUCCUCAGACAUCUUUGCCCAUAUUAGUGGACUUAACUCCUUCAAAUGCAACUAUUCCAUCCAAUCCUUGAUUUGAAGUUAAUUAAUUAACAUAUAGUUUGACUAGUAUAUGUAUAUCUAUAUAAUAAUAUAAUUAUUAUAUUUAGGUUGUGUAGAUUUUUGUAGGACCCUUUACCAUCUUCAGGGCUUGAUGGCUUGAGGAAACUGAAUAAUUGGGGUCCCAAAUAAUAAUAUACCAAUAAGUGAGUUAGGAACACAAAAACUAGAAAAAUGUAUACAAUUUUGCAGAUAUUAAUUAUCAUUUUCUAUGUUAUGACUAUGAACAAGUUGUUGUAUUAAUUAAACGAAAAAAUAAUUCAGGUUGCACCACAAAACUUGUUUUAGCUAA
This is a messenger RNA of Cicer arietinum (chickpea), 1902 nucleotides long. NCBI's taxonomy places the organism in Eukaryota, Viridiplantae, Streptophyta, Magnoliopsida, Fabales, Fabaceae. The record is from RefSeq and is a predicted model, not a curated record.